AUGUCUGCAGUGAACUCCGUUGACUUUAUGAAGAGUCACAUGGCCACCAUGGCGGCGUUGACACGACUUGCAGCUCGAUGCGGUUGCGGAAGCGCCUACACUCAAGCAGUAGCAGGAAGAGGAUGGAGAAAUGCGGUAGCAGUGGGAGAACAGGAGGAGGAAGAGGAUGAACAGGAGGAGGACGAGGGCGGCCUCGAGCAGGAGGAGGAGAAGGAGGAGCAGGAGGAGGAGGAGGAGUCAGAAUGA
Molecule: messenger RNA, 246 nt
Organism: Necator americanus (New World hookworm)
Lineage: Eukaryota; Metazoa; Nematoda; Chromadorea; Rhabditida; Ancylostomatidae
Exons: 2
Coding region: 1-246 (81 amino acids)
Source: RefSeq, a predicted model, not a curated record